UUUACAUUGACUUCGGUGAGUUAGAUUUGAGUUAAACUUUUAAUCAAAUAACUUGAAAUUAUCAUAGUAAUGGAUAAAUCUGAGCUGGAGCUGGACAAAAUCUGCCGACUGUGCUUGCAGGGCCUUCAAGUUGGUUCUCUAGUAAAUUUAUUCGCGGCAAACUUCUCAAUCCGCCCUUCCGACAUGAUUAUCCGAUGUGCAUCGGUGCAGAUCUACGAAAAGGACGGCCUUCCAAGUGCUAUCUGCAACGAUUGCUUCUACAAACUCGGUAUGGCAUUUGAGUUUCGUAACCGAUGCGAAGCAUCCGAUCAGAAACUGCGAGCAUUAGUGCACGGUUCUGUCGUGAAUGGAAAUGAGCAACCGGUAGUGGAAACCGAUGAUAUUUACGAAGCUAUGAAUGCUAUAUUUGGACCGGAGAGCACCGAUGAAGCUAAAACGGACAUUUUCGGUACCUCAGUGACCGAAACUGAUUCUCCUGAAGUCAGCAGUAAAACUAAAAACGUGAAGAAGACAUACCCCGUAAAGAAACGAGCGCAACUGGAUGAACUUCUAGCAAAACAUAAAGCAAAGAUUAAGGUUGAAGGGAGAAAAAUUAGUAAUAUUUUCAAAAAAAGGAAGGUCAGCAAGAGAACGUCCAAAAAAGGUACACAACUCAAAGAGCCAGAGCGUUGUACUACUUGUGGCAAGAGCUUUAAUUAUAGCGGAUAUCUGCAAGCGCACCAAAGAAUUCAUACCGGAGAGAAACCUUUCCAGUGCCAGAUUUGUCAUCGCAAAUUUACCCAAUCCGGUAAUCUUCAAUUGCAUCUUAAAAUCCAUAGUGACGAACGGAAAUUUCAGUGCGAAAUCUGCAGUAAAUUAUUCAGGACAUCCAGUAAUUUACACGCACACCGGAGAACACACUCGGAUAAAAGAACUUUUUCGUGCACUAUCUGUGAACGAAGCUUCAGGACACCGAAAGAUUUGAGGAAUCACAUCGAUACACACAGUGCAGUUAAAAGCUACGUUUGUCGAUUGUGUCCCGAUAAAUCGUUUCAUAAGCAGUCAUAUUUGAAUAGUCACGUAAAAACGGUACACAUAGGAGUCAAGCGGCACCGGUGCCAGGAUUGCGGAAAAAUAUUCUCCAACAGUUCCAAUCUGAUUGCUCACCGACGAGUUCACAGUGGCGAUCGUCCGUACGCUUGUGAGGAAUGUGACGCAAAAUUUACACAAUCUCCAACCUUGCAACGGCACAUUAAAGCAAAGCAUAGACCCAAACCGGCAGAACCUUCGCCGAUUCCCCCGGAGAGCAUUCCUGACACAUUCGAGCCUGCUAUUGACAUCGAUGAAAACCGAUCGCUGGAAAGUGCCGCAAGCUCGGAGCUGUCAGUGGCAACUUCGCUUAUCGAUGACAACCCUACAGCCUACAGUGUGCCAUAUAUAACGAACUACCUGCCGACUCACCAUCAGCCGACACCGCAGAUGCUUUCAAACCAUCAUUCAGCAACCGCGGUCACCGCCAGCGUGCCAUUACAAAUGGCGACGCCAAUUGGUGGAAACAUGUACUCGGCAGAACCGUAUCAUCAGUUUGCUACCGCUACAAACGCUACCUCGCUACCGACCCACCACUAUCAGCAUCAUCAGCAACACUUGGACAUGGGAAGCUACGAUAUGUGCUACUCGAUGCCCACUCAUUCCGUGUUGAAUACAAGCCUAAUUAAUCCACAACCGACUUACAUUUUUGAUCAAUAAAAUAAAAAAUCGAUCUCA
Molecule: messenger RNA, 1746 nt
Organism: Wyeomyia smithii (pitcher-plant mosquito)
Lineage: Eukaryota; Metazoa; Arthropoda; Insecta; Diptera; Culicidae
Product: zinc finger protein 1 homolog
Exons: 2
Coding region: 70-1728 (552 amino acids)
Cellular component (GO): nucleus
Molecular function (GO): zinc ion binding
Source: RefSeq, a predicted model, not a curated record